GAUCAAUUUGUCGAACGUUUGCUUCCUUUCUGGUGUUGUUUUAUUGUUGAAAAGUUGGUGUCCAAGAUCCUACUUGUUAAAGUGGCUUGUUGACAAGUAACGGUCUGAUCUAGAGAUAGGGUAAACGUAUCCAAGAUCAGCCCAACGCGUCCCACAUAACCUCUUUGUUCCCCUUUGCUAUAGUUGAAGAAGUUUCUGGUGCUGCUAAUCGUUUGAACUGGAAUGGGCUCCGACCCUGGCGAGCCUCAAUUGUCGUUCCAUGACUUGCCUGCCGGAGUGCUAGAUACAAUUAUAAGCAAUCUCUCGCCAGCAGAUCUGGCUGCUCUGGCUACACAGGGACGCAGGUUCAAGGACUUGGUAGAUGCAUCUUCUGUCUGGGAGGCCCAGUGCAGAGCCAGGUGGGCACCAUUCUGUGGCGAUCCAAAGACCGGCAAUACAGUAGAAGGUCUGGACUGGCAGAGCCUUUACAGGACCAGAGCAGUCUUGGCUCCCUCGGUUGUGGCAGCUGUGGAUCUGGCACUGGCCUAUCAGGCCUGCUCAAAGUCAGGGGCCCCCAUCGUUCCUGGCACCAGAAGUGACCUGCGCAGAGCCUUUGAGCAGAGCAUGAAGGCCGCAUUUGAGGUGGGCAUGGAGUGCCAGAGGAAGCCUGAGAGCAGGGACAACCCCUUGGUGAAGCAGCUGCAGACAGCGCUCUGCUGGUGGCUGUCCGAGAAGCAAGAGGUGGCGGUGGCGUUUGUGAGGGAUGCCAAGAGGUCGCUAGAGGAGUAUGACAUGUGGAGGAUGGCCUUCAUCAAUUGGCCGGACAUCCCCUGGCGCAGGUCUGCGGUGGAUUUCCUGCCAGGCCUCAUCAAGAAGUGCACCAAGGCUUGGGACCAUGUGUCUGUGCUCAGCGCAAUAGAAGCAGAGACCAAGCGCCUAGAUGUAGCCAUAGAUAGCCUCAGAGAUGAAGGAGACAGUCUGGCUAUGCGCAUGCCUGAAGGCCUGCCAGAGAGCCACUGGUGGUUCAGGCUCAACUGAGUUGGGUAGAUCCCUAUUAGGUGAUGGGUACAAUCAAGAAUUUGCUCGUCCAAAGGAAGGCUCCUUGGCAAAGAACCGAAUAGUGUGAGUAGACUAUCAAAGUGAGGAUUAAGGGACUGCAAGAUGGUUUAAACAAAUUUGAGACUAGCAUUUUUUUCCGACAGUCCCGCUGUGGGCUGCGUACAGCCAAAGUUGGAUAGCUGAAUAGGACCAACCAGCAGUGUACCCACCCCUGCCCAUGCCAUUAAAUUUCUACUCCAU
Coccomyxa subellipsoidea C-169 is the source of this 1278-nucleotide messenger RNA. RefSeq lists its product as hypothetical. The record is from RefSeq and is a predicted model, not a curated record. The transcript has 7 exons. Bases 223 to 1017 code for a protein of 264 amino acids. Lineage: Eukaryota; Viridiplantae; Chlorophyta; Trebouxiophyceae; Coccomyxaceae. Gene Ontology annotation, molecular function: protein binding.